GCAACUCAAGACAGAACAGAUACGAGGGUCAUAGGAGAGAAUCACGGAAACAGAGCAUUCAGUUUCAACACCCUGGGUUACUCUUUCCAACUAGCGCCGUCAUUCUUUUUCUCUCCCCCAAGAAGCAUAGCCGCCUACUUCCUCCACCGUCUUUACCCAAUCACUCAAGCUGUGUCGCCGUCGUCACUCCUUAACCGUUGGUGCCGCUUUUCAUUCACUAAGUAGCCGCCAUUGAUGCAUCACGUCCCCGAAUGCCUUGCAUGCAUGUCACGUUGAUCAUCAUCACUUGCUUGAGACCGUCCACAUCAAAUGAUAUAAAUCGUGUCUCUAUCCUUGUUUUUCCUCGGUUCGUGCCGCUUUUACUCUAAAAAGAAGAAGUGGCCGUGGCGGCGCAAAUAUUCUGUAAAAAAAAAAGUUCUCCAUGGAACGCUCAAAUCCGGAAAGGGAACCGAAUAGCACAGUGAUCAAUGCUAGUGAAGGCAAUGAUGAAUUGAAUGAUGAUGGCGUUGUUAAUCAAGAGAGUUCCUUGGUCGACGAAAUCACCGACGUCAUGGUGACGAGAAAUGAUGAGUUGGAUUUAAGACACGAGUUGCUGGAUCAUAGUGGGCUCGGUGAAGAGGAAAUCCCAGCCAUAGGAAUGAGAUUUGAUUCGCUGCAUUUGGCACAGGAGUUUUAUGCAAGUUAUGCAAAGAAAUUGGGGUUUGUAACUAAAGUCAGGAACACGAACUUUGACAAGAUGCAGAAGGACGCAAAAAUACGCAUUAAUCAAUCUCUUCACUGCACUCGAGAGGGUUAUCGAGAAUCUCGUGUUAAGGCAGCAACUAGGUCAAACAGAAUAACAGCCACGAGAUGCAAAGCAAGAAUGUAUGUCAUGCUGGACAGGGAGAAGGAAUGUUGGGUUGUGUCCAGGGUAGAAUUGAGGCAUUCUCACCCCUGUUCGGCUGAUAAAGCUGUCCACUAUCAUGAGUACCGGGAGCUGACCAUGCAUGCCAAGUGCGUCAUUACGGAUAACAACGAGGCUGGUAUAAGACCCAACAAGACGUAUCUAGCACUUGCAAACGAAGUUGGUGGGUCUUCAAACUUGAGAUUCUUAGAAAAGGAUGUCAGAAAUUACAUUAUAAGAAAUCUCCGAUGCUCCGAUGACAAUGCGGACUUCAAUGGGAUGAUGAAUUAUUUCGUUCGAAUGAAGGAAAUCAAUCCCAACUUCUUUUAUGCCAUAGAUGUUGACGAUGCUAAUAAUUUAGGAGCGCACUCUAGGUAGAUGCAAGGUGCAGGAUUUCGUAUGAAUAUUACGGAGAUGUGGUGUCGUUUGACACCACGUACAGGAGAAACAAGUCUAUAUAAUUAUUGGUGAAUUGCAGGAGCAGUUAUUUGUUAAAUUUGUCAUGUUACCUUACAUUUGCUUUUUAUGUAU
Messenger RNA from Arachis duranensis, 1414 nucleotides. RefSeq names its product protein FAR1-RELATED SEQUENCE 5-like. NCBI's taxonomy places the organism in Eukaryota, Viridiplantae, Streptophyta, Magnoliopsida, Fabales, Fabaceae. The transcript is spliced from 4 exons. Bases 422 to 1261 code for a protein of 279 amino acids. The record is from RefSeq and is a predicted model, not a curated record.